AUGGAAAUUCAUGAUAAUAGUUUCGAUAAGCAAUAUGAAGAGGGAGGGACUAAAUCUAGCACACUUGGCACACUAUCAAAAUUGAAUGCAAGUAGGAGACGUAAAUCGUUACGUUGGAAACAUUGGAAGCAAUCGUUUGAAAAGAAACCACAAGCGGAUCGUAAUGAGUCAUUGUCUUAUAAGUUAUACCUACAACUAAAGUCAACAAUAUCUCCUCCCGAACAUAUCUGUGAUAAAAGAUGCUGUGAAUUUUGUUCCGAAUUUGGUGACGGGGCUCCAGAAUAUAGAGGAAGAUUAUUAAACCUCGAUAUCGAUAAAUGGGUACAUAUCAAUUGCGCUUUAUGGUCUUGCGAUGUUUACGAAACCUGCGAUGGAGCAUUACACAUGGUUCAAGAUGCCUAUGCUAAAGGCAAAAAAACGAACUGCUUCUUUUGUAAGAAACUGGGGGCUACGAUCAAAUGUCAUCAGCGUAAUUGUAAUCGAUAUUAUCACUUUUAUUGCGCUGUAGAAAGCAAAUGCCGAUUUUUUGCUGACAAAACUGUUUACUGUUCGAAGCAUUUAGAAUCUGCCUCUUGCGAGAUCGUUUUGGAAUCGUUUAAAAUUAGUAGAUUAGUAUUUAUCAAGCGUGACGAACUGAUGCAAAUAUCUAGAGUCUUGAAAGAUCAGGUUGACAAAGGAUAUAUCUUAAGAGUCGGUAGCUUAAUAUUUCAGUCUUUGGGCCAGUUAAUGCCUCGCCAUCUUAGUGGUUUCCAUAGUUCAACUGCAGUUUACCCGCCUGGAUACCAAGUUAAACGAAUAUUUUGGAGCCCAAAUGGUGAUAACACUAGAUGUUUUUACACCUGCAAGAUAACUGAAAGUUUUGGUGCCCCGAAAUUUAGCAUCAAUGUUGAACAUAAAGAUGAAUCGCAUCUAAUUGUCGAGAAAGAUUGUCCUAAAGAUGUGUGGCAGGAAUCACUAAAAUCAAUUAGGCAAUUACGGGAAAACAACAAGCGAAUAAAGUUGUUUGAUGAUUAUAUCACAGGAGAAGACUUAUUUGGUUUACUCGAUCCCUGGAUUCUUCGGCUGCUUGAAUCGCUACCUGGGAUUGACGGGAUGAAAAAUUAUAAAAUUCGUUAUGGUCGUUGUCCUUAUUUGGAAUUACCACUUGCAAUUAAUCCUUCUGGGUGUGCUCGAACUGAAUUAGUAGUAAGAAGUCGUUUUAAAAGGCGCCAUACGCUUUGUACUUCCACGGCAAUAUCAGCAAGAGCACCUGCUGGUGGCGUUUUUGAUACACAUCAAUCUUAUACUAAACUCUUUGUUCACUCCAAAACUGCCCAAUAUAGAAAGUUGAAAAGUGAAUGGAGGAGUAACAUAUACCUAGGCAGAUCUUUGAUACAGGGUCUUGGACUCUUUGCAAGGAAAAACAUUGAGAAGAAUACAAUGGUUAUCGAAUAUAUUGGUGCUAUGAUUAGAAAUGAAGUUGCAAAUAAGCGAGAAAGAAUCUACCAAAAAGCGAAUCAUGGCAUUUACAUGUUUCGUAUUGAUCCAGACUUUGUUGUUGACGCUACGGAAGAUGGAGGAUUAGCAAGGUAUAUUAAUCAUUCAUGUCAGCCAAAUUGUGUGGCAGAAGUAGUCACCUUUGAUAGUGAACCUCGAAUUAUUAUAAUAUCUAAUCGCAGAAUCGAUAAAGGGGAAGAGCUAACUUAUGAUUACAAGUUUGAAUACGAAGAUGAUCUAAACAAGAUUCCUUGCAUGUGUGGGGCACCAAAUUGUCGUGGUUGGAUGAAUUAA
Molecule: messenger RNA, 1770 nt
Organism: Trichoplax adhaerens
Lineage: Eukaryota; Metazoa; Placozoa; Uniplacotomia; Trichoplacea; Trichoplacidae
Exons: 19
Coding region: 1-1770 (589 amino acids)
Biological process (GO): positive regulation of transcription by RNA polymerase II
Cellular component (GO): MLL3/4 complex; nucleus
Molecular function (GO): transcription coactivator activity; histone binding; histone H3K4 methyltransferase activity
Source: RefSeq, a predicted model, not a curated record